AUGGAGCUCCUGAGAAGACGCAUCCGCCAAUGGCGCAACGGCUUAGAGUCCGAGUUUAGCAAUCCCAGGUUGUUUUUCGAGAAAACCUGCAAUUCGGUUUCGAAAUGGUCGACCAUUUGUGGCUGGGAACGAUUUGGGCCGAAUAACACGCGUGCCAAUCCACGGUUUAUCUUUUUGAUGGUGGACAUUUUCUUUUUCUUUGUGGGACUCGUCAAAGCGUACAUGUUUUCCCACGACACCAUCUAUGAGCUUCUCCAGUACAAUAUGGAACGAUUUGAAAAUCCGAAGAAAAUCCCGGAAAUUCACAACUCCUUGAUGAAAACGGCCUCCUGGUGUACAAUUUCGGUGAAACUGAUUGCACCCAGUUACGUAACGGGGAUCGUUUCUUUGCUAAUUUCCGCGUUUGAGCACCGAUUUGAGCUGCCCUUUGGAUUUUUCAUUCCGGGAGUCGAUCGAUCCACGUGGAUCGGGUAUCUGCUGAAUUUGGCCCUUCACAAACUGCAGGCGUUCGUGGCGGGUGGCGGGUUGCUGGCCACGGACAUGUGCUUCUUUAAUCUUAUUGUUAACGCCAUUGGACAGCAGGAUGUUUUGAUAAUCCGUUUGCGGAAACUGGGAGAAGCUGCUACAUCGGGCAAACAUGCUGAAGCUGAGCUUUACCAAUUUUUGGAGGAAAUAAUUCAAGAACAUAUGGAACAUGUCAAGUAUCUCUCAAUGAUGGAAUCGCUUAUGAGGGCAGGUUACUUCAUCAAUAACGGAUGCCUUAUUGCUGAAAUUGUCACAUCUUUGUAUAUUGUUUUGACUAAUGAUGAAAUCUGGUUCCCCGGGAUAAUGAUAGCAACUUGCAGCAGUUUUCAUUUGCUGAUUCCAUGCUACAUGGGAUCAUUUCUUUCUGGUAAGGUCAGGCAAGUUGAAUAG
Messenger RNA from Culex pipiens pallens (northern house mosquito), 915 nucleotides. RefSeq lists its product as uncharacterized. Gene Ontology annotation, cellular component: membrane. The transcript has 4 exons. The record is from RefSeq and is a predicted model, not a curated record. Bases 1 to 915 code for a protein of 304 amino acids. Gene Ontology annotation, biological process: sensory perception of smell. Gene Ontology annotation, molecular function: olfactory receptor activity; odorant binding. Lineage: Eukaryota; Metazoa; Arthropoda; Insecta; Diptera; Culicidae.